Messenger RNA from Camelus dromedarius (Arabian camel), 1308 nucleotides. RefSeq names its product family with sequence similarity 83 member A (gene SACK1A). Gene Ontology annotation, molecular function: protein kinase binding. Bases 1 to 1308 code for a protein of 435 amino acids. NCBI's taxonomy places the organism in Eukaryota, Metazoa, Chordata, Mammalia, Artiodactyla, Camelidae. The record is from RefSeq and is a predicted model, not a curated record. Gene Ontology annotation, biological process: epidermal growth factor receptor signaling pathway. The transcript has 4 exons.
AUGAGCCAGGCAAGGCACCUGGGCAAGAUCCGGAAACGCCUGGAAGAUGUCAAGAGCCAGUGGGUCCAGCCGGCCAGGGCUGACUUCAACGACAAUGAGAGUGCCCGGCUGGCCACAGAUGCCCUCUUGGAUGGGGGUCCCGAGGCCUACUGGCAGGCGCUCAGCCAGGAAGGGGAGGUGGACUUCUUGUCCUCGGUGGAGGCCCAGUACAUCCAGGCCCAGACUAAGGAGCCCCCCUGUGCCCCGGAGCCCCUGGGAGGGGCCGAGGCAGGCUCCAAGGGACUAGACUCCUGCUCCCUGCAGUCAGGUACCUAUUUCCCCGUGGCCUCGGAGGGCAGCGAGCAGACCCUGCUGCACACCUGGGCCUCAGCUGAGAAGCCCUACCUGAAGGAAAAGUCCAGCGCCACCGUGUACUUCCAGACAGACAAGCACAACAACAUCAGAGACCUCAUCCGCCGCUGCAUCACCCGGACCAGCCAGGUCCUGGCCAUCCUGAUGGAUGUGUUCACAGAUGUGGAGAUCUUCUGUGACAUUCUAGAGGCAGCUAACAAGCGCGGGGUGUUCGUCUGUGUGCUCCUGGACCAGGGAGGUGUGACGCUCUUCCAGGAGAUGUGUGACAAAGCCCAGAUCUCUGACAGUCACCUCAAGAACAUUUCCAUCCGGAGCGUAGAAGGAGAGGUGUACUGUGCCAAGUCAGGCAGGAAGUUCGCCGGCCAAAUCCAGGAGAAGUUCAUCAUCUCGGACUGGAGAUACGUCCUGUGUGGAUCGUACAGCUUUACCUGGCUCUGCGGACACGUGCACCGGAACAUCCUCUCCAAGUUCACAGGCCAGGCGGUGGAGCUGUUUGACGAGGAGUUCCGCCACCUCUACGCCUCCUCCAAACCCGUGAUGGGCCUCAAGUCGCCCAGGCUGUCUGCACCCCUCCAGCCCAGCGCUGGCCCCAGCCCCCUGCCCGGCCGCCUCAGUGGCAGUAGCUGCUCCGCCAGUGACCGCACGACCUCUGACCCCUUCAGCAGCCUGUCCGCUGGCAGCAACCCCCAGAACCAGAGCCUGUCCACAUCCUCAGGGCCCGGCAGCCCCCUGACCCCCAACCCACCUCCUGCCCCCAGGUUUCAGCCCCAUCACGGCCCUUGGGGGCCCCUGAUCCCACAGGCCCACUUCUCCCCAAGGCCCCACGACGGCCUGCCCGCUCUCUACAGCAACCUCAACGCCUACAGGCCCACGCGGCUGCAGCUCGAGCAGCUUGGCCUGGUGCCCAGGGUGGCCCACACCUGGAGGCCCUUUCUACAGGCAUCCCCUCAUUUCUGA